Messenger RNA from Cutaneotrichosporon oleaginosum, 1078 nucleotides. RefSeq lists its product as uncharacterized. Lineage: Eukaryota; Fungi; Basidiomycota; Tremellomycetes; Trichosporonales; Trichosporonaceae. Gene Ontology annotation, molecular function: arylformamidase activity. The record is from RefSeq and is a predicted model, not a curated record.
CGCACAUCUCAUCCGAUAUAUAUCUCGCUGGCAUUUGCUCUCGUACUCGCUGCUUACACACUCUUACGCACCUCAUCAUGCCUCUCUCUCUCCCCACCUUCGACGAGCUCAAGAAGCACGACCCGCCCUUCAACGCGUGGAAGGACUACCCGAACGAGGAGAUCGGGCGCCUCAACCUCAUCACCCCAGAGAGCAUCAAGCGCGGCCGUGACGCCAUCAAGCAUGGCAUCGCCGUCAACCUCAACCUUCCCCUCACGACGUUCCCGUCGCUCAACCCCGCGGUGCGCCCCAUGGUCGAGCACGAGGUCGUGUUCCGUGGGCACUGCCUUGACGACCGUGUGAGCUUCAACACACAGUGCUCGACGCAGUGGGACGGCUUCAACCACUUCCCGUACAAGAACUACCCCAAGGAGGGGGAGUACACCUACUACGGCGGGCAGAGCACCGAGGUCGCGCGUGACAAGAGCAUCAAGAAGUACGGUAUCCAGAACUACGCCGAGCACCCCAUUACGGGCCGCGCCCACCUUCUCGACGUCCCGCGCCACCUCGCGGCGACUGGCCAGCCGGCGCUCACCCCCCUGCAGCGCUGCGGCAUCACCCUUGACAUGCUCAAGGACACGGCCAAGGCGCAGGGCUGCGAGUUCGCCGAGGGCGACAUCCUCAUCGUCCGCACCGGCCUCACCGAGGCCAUGCUUUCCCUCGGCGAGCAGGAGUACAAGGACACCCUGGCGGCCGCGCGUGGCUGGGUCGGUGUCGAGGCGAACGAGGACGUGUGGCGCUGGCACUGGGAGAGCGGAUUCGCCGCCGUCGCGACAGACACGUUCGGAUACGAGGUCUACCCCUUCGUGCCCGGGCAGUUGACGUGCCACGAGGUGUUCCUCGCCGGGUGGGGGCUGCCGAUCGGCGAGCUGUUUGACUUGCGCAAGCUCGCGAAGGUGUGCGAGGAGAAGAAGCAGUGGACGUUCUUCUUCUCCUCCAUGCCUCUCAACCUUGACGGCGGCAUUGCGUCGCCGCCUAAUGCGCAGGCCAUUCUCUAGAGGGGGUUAGAAGUCAUCAAUGCAUGGGAUAGUAGUGUUUA